This is a messenger RNA of Oncorhynchus kisutch (coho salmon), 1143 nucleotides long. RefSeq names its product mucin-2-like. The transcript has 2 exons. The coding region runs from base 1 to 1143 and encodes 380 amino acids. Lineage: Eukaryota; Metazoa; Chordata; Actinopteri; Salmoniformes; Salmonidae. The record is from RefSeq and is a predicted model, not a curated record.
AUGACAACAACCACACCUACUACGUCAGCUACAACUGAAGCUCCUACGACCACUACAACGACAACUGCAGCUCCUACUACGACCACUGCAGCGCCUACUACAACUGAAGUUACGACAACAACCACACCUACUAUGACAGCUACAACUGAAGCUCCUACGACCACUACAACGACAACUGCAGCUCCUGCGACAACUGGAGCACCUACUACGACAACUGCAGCACCUACUACGACCACUGCAGCGCCUACUACGACAACUGUAGCUCCCACAACAACUACGUCUGCAGCUCCUGCGACAACUGCAGUUCCUACGACAACUGGAGCACCUACUACGACAACUGCAGCACCUACUACGACCACUGCAGCGCCUACUACAACUGAAGCUACGACAACAACCACACCUUCCACUACAGCUACAACUGACGGUCCGACAACAACCACACCUACUACGACAGCUACAACUGAAGCUCCUACGACCAUAACAAUGACAACUGCAGCUCCUGCGACAACUGCAGCACCUACUACGACCACUGCAUCGCCUACUAUGACAACUGUAGCUCCCACAACAACUACUUCGGCAGCUCCUACGACAACUGCAGCUCCUGCGACAACUGCAGUUCCUACGACAACUGCAGCUACUACGACAACUGCAGCACCUACGACAACUGCAGCACCUACGACAACUGGAGCACCUACUACGACAACUGCAGCGCCUACUACAACAACUGUAGCUCCCACAACAACUACUUCUGCAGCUGCUACGACAACCUCAACUGCAACACCUUCUACAACUGCAGCUCCUACAACCACUAUGACUGCUGCAGCAACUACUACGACAACCACAACUGCACCUACUGCUACAACCACAACUGCAGAUCCUACUACAACAUCAGUUGUAGUUUCAAGCACUGCAGCAGCUGAACCUGCAACAACUGUAGGUCCUAUUACAACAACUGUUGCUCCUAAAACAGCUACAACUGCAGCAACUACUACAACUGAAGCUAUGACAACAACCACACCUACUACCUCCCACAACAACUACGUCUGCAGCUCCUGCGACAACUGCAGUUCCUACGACAACUGGAGCACCUACUACGACAACUGCAGCACCUACUACGACCACUGCAGCGCCUACUACAACUGA